Messenger RNA from Pestalotiopsis fici W106-1, 864 nucleotides. RefSeq lists its product as uncharacterized. Lineage: Eukaryota; Fungi; Ascomycota; Sordariomycetes; Amphisphaeriales; Sporocadaceae. Gene Ontology annotation, molecular function: hydrolase activity. The coding region runs from base 1 to 864 and encodes 287 amino acids. The record is from RefSeq and is a predicted model, not a curated record. The transcript has a single exon.
AUGAGCGCCUGCCCCGCCAAUCGCGCGAUCAAAUCUACGAGCACUACCCUGCUCUUUCAGGUCCUUUCUGACCUCCAUCUCGAGGUUGGACAGGACUAUGCCGUCUUUGAUUUUCCCGUCACUGCACCACAUCUGAUUCUCGCCGGCGACAUUGGUCUUCUCUCGCACUACGACGCCUAUCUGGACUUUAUCAGCAAGCAGACCGCACGCUAUGAUCGCGUCUUUCUCGUCCUAGGCAACCACGAGUUUUACGGCCUCGACUUUGCCAAGGCGCACGCAACCGCCAGGCGGUUGGAAAAGGAGCCAUGCUUGCAAGGCAAGUUGUCCUACCUCCAACAAACAAGAUUCGAUUUCCCAGCCGCCAAUUUGACGAUUUUGGGCUGCACGCUCUGGUCCCACGUCCCCAAUGAUGCCAAAGAGGUUGUACGGCAGAGAGUGAAAGACUUUCGCCGGAUCGAGGACUGGACAGUGGACAACCAUAAUCGCGCGCACGCGUCGGACGUUGCUUGGCUAAAAGCGGAGCUGGCCAAGUUAGACCCGGGCCAGUCAGUUCUCGUGGUGACACAUCACGCGCCUUUGGUUCUGGGGACAUCCAAACCCGAACAUCUUGAGAAUCCUUGGACCUCUGCCUUUGCCACAGAUGUCCUGUCCGACGAUGAGACGUGGGAUGUGGUAAAGUACUGGAUCUACGGGCAUACGCAUUAUUCGACUGAAUUCGAGAUGCAUGGGACUCGUGUGGUUAGCAAUCAACGUGGUUAUGUCAUUCGUGAUGCAUUCGGGGUCAAGAAAAGAAAUAGGGGGUUUAAUAUGCACAAGACCAUCAAGGUAGCCUUAGAAAAAAGUGAAAACUUUGAGCGAGUUUAG